UUACACGCUUCGUUCUAUAGGUAAACUCUAGCAGAGAGGAGAUAAGGUAGCAUUGUGGGACAAAAAGGGGCCAGAGGUAAGUGGGAGGGUAUAAAAGGAGCUGUAAAGUGUGUGUGCAGCUAUGAUGCGCUGACAUCGAUCAGACCAUGGGGAAGAUUAUCUUCUACGAAGGCCGCAACUUCCAGGGCCGCCACUGGGAGUGCAGCAGUGACUGCAUGGACACCUUCAGGCACUUCAGCUGCUGCAACUCCAUCCGGGUGAGCGGCGGUCACUGGGUGGCAUAUGAGAAGGCCAACUACAUGGGCUACCAGUACAUCCUCAGCCCCGGAGAGUACCCCGACUACCGCACCUGGAUGGGCUUCAACAACUGCAUCCGCUCCUGCCAGAUGUUCCCCCCCUACCGAGGAUCCUACAAGAUGAGGAUCUACAAUCGGCCUGACAUGGCGGGACAGGCUAUGGAGUUCAUGGACGACUGCCCCAACCUCUAUGACCGCUUCCGCUCCCGCGACAUCUACUCCUGCAACAUCAUGGAGGGUUACUGGAUCUUCUACGAGCAUCCCAACUAUAGGGGGCGCCAGUACUUCCUGCGGCCGGGCGAGUACAGGGCCUGCGGCGACUGGGGCUGCCACGACCCUAUGGUGGGCUCGCUCCGCAGGAUGAGGACCCUCAAUUAAACUGAAAUAUAACAUUAAAGCCUCCAUGUUUAAACAACAA
This is a messenger RNA of Dunckerocampus dactyliophorus (ringed pipefish), 714 nucleotides long. It is a transcript of the gene crygmxl2, whose product is annotated as crystallin, gamma MX, like 2. Gene Ontology annotation, biological process: visual perception; lens development in camera-type eye. Gene Ontology annotation, molecular function: structural constituent of eye lens. The record is from RefSeq and is a predicted model, not a curated record. Lineage: Eukaryota; Metazoa; Chordata; Actinopteri; Syngnathiformes; Syngnathidae. The coding region runs from base 147 to 674 and encodes 175 amino acids. The transcript is spliced from 3 exons.